AUGGGUCCGAAUCCACCGGGAUCGACAGCGAGCAACGCGAGUGGGGGAAGACGCAAUGUUACGCCCGCCGCCCAGACGACCAAGGAACCCCUCACCAGAGACGAAUUAGCUAGCCUACCAUCGCCAGUUACAAACAUUAAUGAAGCACGAGCAUACCUAGCCGGCACCGGACACUUAAUCGACACGGAAGGACCACUUAAUAUCGACAAGUUCGUGAUAGCAAUGUUACAGGCGGCUCAGGACAAGGAUCGGAGAUUAGCAGGGAACCUCCGGGCCUUCGCAUUCAUACUGGAGACCUACAGGGAGGGGACGGGCAGGGCAGUUGACAAGGUCGAGGGAAGGAUGGAGGAGAUGGGAGCAAAACUGAAAGCCAUGGAAGAACAGAUCGCGGCACUCGGCGAGCAGACGAAUAAGGUUCAACGUAUCACGGAGAAGCUGGGGGCGAUAGAAGAAGACACGCUAGAGAUGGUGGGGGAAAGGGUCAACGAGGUCAGAGACGCCGCGCAGAGCGCUUUCGAAAUCCUGCAACACGCGAUCGAGAGAGGGUCAGCACAGACAACGGGAAAGACAGGAAACAUCGAAGACUACGACUACGGAGUCACGGACGACUACAACUUACCGGCCACGAGGACGGCAGUUACCCCCGCACCAAAGACAUACGCAAACACGACAAAGCAGACACCUCAGGCCCCUUAUCAACAGAUCGUCGAACAGAACGCGAAGAAGAACCGGAGGAUCAUCAUCGACGCGAAGGGACCGGACGUGCAGAGCCUUACGGAGGAACAACUCGUGGCGAAAGCGAAUCUGGCAGUGGACAUGAUCAGCGGGGAAGAGGAGGGAAGACCUCAAGAAGUCCGCUUCACAAGCGUGAAGAGACUACGAAACGGAGGUAUGGAGUUCGAACUGAAUAUGACACAGGCAGCCAGCUGGAUCAAGAGCGGAGCUAUCAAGCAGAAGAUAAUCAGCAACUUCGGCAACGAAGCGGAAAUCAAGGAGCAAGGCUUCGCGGUACUCAUCGAAAACGCCCCACUGUACUUCCGGCCGGAGGAAGAGGAGGACCGUAUCGCAGUCGCGAGAGUCAACGGAUAG
Punctularia strigosozonata HHB-11173 SS5 is the source of this 1089-nucleotide messenger RNA. RefSeq lists its product as uncharacterized. The coding region runs from base 1 to 1089 and encodes 362 amino acids. The record is from RefSeq and is a predicted model, not a curated record. Lineage: Eukaryota; Fungi; Basidiomycota; Agaricomycetes; Corticiales; Punctulariaceae. The transcript has a single exon.